AUGCCGACCCUUUUCGGUCCUUACACUUCGUUCUCGAAACAAUAUCUUCAAACACACGCCAUCCCGGAUGCGCAUCCUACUGACAUCUUCGCGCUCGCUGUAACACCUUCGCAGGUGCUUUCCGCUUCCGGCUCGUCAAAUAUACGCAUCUACAGCACGAAAGGCCAAAUCAUCCACGCGGACACUCCAGAAGACGAACAUCCAUACCCGCUCGUUCAAACUCUGGAAAAGGUCCACCCACUCGGUUGCCACCAUAUUUGCACAAGCCUCGAUGGCAGGACAGCGGCAAGUGCCGGCUUCGGCGGCGAACUCAAUAUCUGGACCUGCUCGGAAGAAGGCUCCUGGACGCUCAAAGGCACCAUCACCCCCGAACCCAAGAAAGCAGGCGAGCACUGGGCUCUCGCCUUGAGCGAAAACGGCCAGUACCUAGCAUGUACCACCCACGAUGGCCGCAUAAACGUCUACGACACCUCUACCAUCUCCUCCGAAGGUAAAGCAGAAAAGAUCACGCAAUACGAAACGAAAGGCUCCCUCGGCAUGUCCGUCGACCUCUCCUCCAACGGCAGCAUGACCGCCUCCGGCCACCAAAACGGCAGCAUCUACAUUUUCAACAACACCACCUCCCGCAUGGCGCACAGUCUAUCCGGCCUCAUCAAACCCGUGCGAUCCGUCCGCUUCAGUCCCGCAUGUCGCUACCUAGCCGCAGCAGGUGACGCGCGGAUCAUCGCGCUUUACGACACGCAGUCUGGCGAGCAGAUUGCGAACUUGACCGGUCAUGCGAGCUGGAUUAUGAGCGUAGACUGGAAUUGGAGUGGUGAGUAUUUGUUAAGUGGUGGGUAUGAUGGCAAGGCGAAGAUUUGGAGUGUGGAGAGGAGGGAGUGUGUGGCGACGCAGACGGAGAGUGAGAAGUGCUUGUGGACUGUUAAGUGGCUACCGAAGGCGGCGAGUGCGAGGAAUGAGACGUUUGUUACGGCUGGGGCCGGGAAGGGACUGGCAUUUUAUAGGGAGGCUAGUGGGACGUGA
Molecule: messenger RNA, 1023 nt
Organism: Baudoinia panamericana UAMH 10762
Lineage: Eukaryota; Fungi; Ascomycota; Dothideomycetes; Mycosphaerellales; Teratosphaeriaceae
Exons: 2
Coding region: 1-1023 (340 amino acids)
Cellular component (GO): Cdc73/Paf1 complex
Molecular function (GO): protein binding
Source: RefSeq, a predicted model, not a curated record